UACAAGGUGUACCACUGUGUUCACUGGUCUCCAACAUGGCUCGUCUCGGCCUCCCCGUCUUUUUUGUCCUGUGCUUCUCUCUCCUCCAGUCCAGCUAUGGACGUCCGCCUCGCAUCAAAAAGGCAACUGAGGAGGAUGACUUGAAGGGCCAGCUCGAGAAGUUGUGGCGAGAAGUGAAUUUAUUGAAAGAGAUGCAAGCCUUGCAGACAGUGUGCCUCCGUGGCAUCAAAGUUCACAGGAAGUGCUAUCUUACAAUUGAGGAACCCAAACACUACCACGAGGCGAAUGAAGACUGCAUCGCCCAAGGAGGUACCCUUGCUACGCCACGAGAUGCUAUGGAGAACAAUGAACUGCGAGACUACGCCAAGAGGAGUUCUCCAGGCUCCAAGGACUUCUGGGUCGGCGUGGCUGACAUAGUGAAAGAAGGCCAGUAUGUUGACGUCAACAGCCAGCCCGUGGGCUACCUCAACUGGGAUCGCUCCAAGAAGCAGCCCACAGGAACCAAGAGGGAGAGCUGUGUAGCUCUUUCAGUAGCUGCACAGGGCAAGUGGUACGACGAGGUGUGUCGCAGCUUGAAAAAGUACAUUUGUGAAUAUAUUAUCCCCUGAAGGCUACCCAGUGCUGUAGGCUUGAUGAUCAGCUACUUCCUAUGCAAGUCUAUGGAUGAAAGAGAGAGCAUCUCUUGCCGAAAAUGUGACGGUAAAAGCAGAGUAAAUAUAUCAUUGUUAGUAUUGCCCAGUCCAAACACGCUGUUUAGUUCAGGAAUGUCCAAUGUGCGGCCUGAGGGCCAUUUGCGGCCCAAAGCUUUUUUUAUUUAAUUUUUUUGGCUACCGACACAUUCUAAAGAAAAAAUAAAAGCAACUCGGAUUAGAACAUUACGCAAAAAAAAUUAAAAAUUAUAUAAAUUUGCCUAAAUCCAAAUAAGAUCUAAAACCCAAAAUGGCUGACGACCUGUGCGUCUAACAGUAUGUUGUUUGGUCUUGGAUGAUUCCCGGGCAUACUGUCAUGGUAAACGUGUCCAAUUGUUUUGCAAUACAAUAAGUUUUUAAGUGUACUAAAGUCUUAAAACAUGUUUAAAUUGGCGGAAUGAUAUUUGUAAAGGGUUUCGAUUAGAUAUUACACUCUAAUUUGCUUUGCUACUUAUCACAUACAGCUAAGUUGUUGUGUUCCGAUCGUUAGCAUAUAUUAAUUGACCGACAUUGUAUGUUUUAGUGAUUUUAGUGUACACAAUUUACCAAAGUGCAUGCCCUGCAUCCUUAAAUUUUUCUGUAUGCAACUCUGACUGGAAAAUGUUUGGACAGCACUGGUUUAGUAGUACAUUUGUUUUAACAUAAUCAAUUCAAAGUAAGUAAUUAAAAAAUUAAGUAUAAGAGUUACAUUAUUUUCUAGUUGUGACAAUCCCUGGUGCAAAGUCUAGCCACUUUAUAAAUGUGUGCAAUUUAAGCGGAUUUUCCUUCAUAAUAGCUGGUGCUGCUCAGGAGUGCAAUGAUGCUCAUCACUUUUUAUUUGCUGCAUCUUUUAUCAAUCAAUCAGUCUGAAAAUGUAUGACAAUAAACAUACUGCACAAAGAAUAAAGAAU
Molecule: messenger RNA, 1579 nt
Organism: Nerophis lumbriciformis (worm pipefish)
Lineage: Eukaryota; Metazoa; Chordata; Actinopteri; Syngnathiformes; Syngnathidae
Gene: clec3a
Product: C-type lectin domain family 3, member A
Biological process (GO): ossification
Source: RefSeq, a predicted model, not a curated record